Trichomonas vaginalis G3 is the source of this 825-nucleotide messenger RNA. RefSeq names its product proline-rich extensin signature family. The transcript has a single exon. The record is from RefSeq and is a predicted model, not a curated record. NCBI's taxonomy places the organism in Eukaryota, Parabasalia, Trichomonadida, Trichomonadidae.
UUGAACUGUGUCAAAUAUAACGGUAAUAUUUCUCCUUUAGGAUUUUCGAAUGACAUUUUCAGUGGCUGCACUUUACUUAAACAAAUAACUGUUCCUUCUGUGUUUCUCGGCACAGAUAUUGCCGGAAUUCCUGUUAAAAAAGAAAGUUUAGAACCAACACCAGAACCAGCUCCAACAGAAACAUCUUCUUCAGCAGUAAUUCCUUCACAAACUCCAGAACCAACAAUUGUUUCUUCCGAUUCAUCUGAGCUAGUAACAAACAGUUCCUCAUCUCAUGUGACUAAAAUAGAAACUCCAGAACCAACUGUUCAAAAACCUUCUUCAGAACUAAGUUCUUCCACAAUAGAACCUACUCCAACUCCAGAACCAAGUUCUUCUACACCAGAAUCAAGUUCUUCUACAAUUGAACCAAAGACAGAAACACUAACUCCAGAACCAAAGACUCCAACACCAACUCCAGAACCAAAGACUCCAACACCAGAACCAGAACCAAAGACAGAAACACCAACACUAGAACCAACUCCUGCAGCAAGAACGCCUUCAGCAACUCUACCAACAAAAUCGAAAGAGCCAACACUUCCUCCAAGAACACCAAGUCCAUGCAAAUCACCUCCUGUAAGAACUCCAGCUCAAACAGAAGAAAACAAAGAGAAUUCAGGAAGAAUUUCAAACCAAAAUAGGGAUUCAACCGGAGAAAUCAUAACUUUCAUAACAUUUUCAAUUGUCUGCAUUGUCGUGGCAUGUCUUGCAUGCUCAAUCAAAACAAAACCAACUGAAACAAUGAGUGAUGAAGAAUCUCUGAAACUCAAUGGUUUAGAUUAUUAA